AUGACUAUUUUAAAGAUAUUUGGAAAAAGGCUGUAUGGGAAACAAUUUCCACGACUGUCAUCGAGUACUUUGAAUCAUGCUCGUUUUCUGGCAUCUCAUGAGAAGUUUGCGGAGAUUAGAAGUUUGGAUAAGAUCCGUAAUAUUGGAAUUUCAGCUCACAUAGAUUCAGGAAAAACAACGUUAACAGAACGGAUCUUAUUUUAUACUGGCAGAAUUGCAGAAAUGCAUGAGGUAAGAGGUAAAGAUAAUGUAGGAGCUGUAAUGGACAGUAUGGAGUUGGAGAGGCAAAGAGGCAUAACUAUUCAAUCGGCUGCUACUUACACGAUUUGGAAAAAUCAUAAUAUUAAUAUUAUUGAUACGCCUGGUCACGUUGACUUUACAGUUGAAGUUGAACGAGCGUUAAGAGUUUUGGAUGGUGCAGUUUUAGUUUUAUGUGCUGUUGGUGGUGUUCAGUCACAAACACUUACUGUCAACCGACAAAUGAAGCGUUAUAGUGUACCAUGUUUAGCAUUUAUUAAUAAACUUGAUCGCAUGGGAGCAAAUCCAAAAAAAAUUUUAGAUCAGAUGCGCAAGAAAAUGAAUCAUAAUGCGGCUUUUAUUCAACUUCCUAUUGGUUUAGAAUCAGAGUCAAAGGGAAUAGUUGAUUUAAUUACACAAAAAGCGAUUUACUUUGACGGAAAUUUUGGAGAAAUGUUGAGAGAAGAUGAAAUUCCUAAAAACAUGCAAGCUGAGGCCCAUGACAGACGUCAAGAACUCAUUGAACAUGUUAGCAAUGUUGAUGAGAAGUUGGGUGAAUUAUUUUUAAAUGAAAGCUCAAUAACAGAAGAUGAUAUAAAGAGUGCAAUCAGACGAUGUUGCUUAAAAAGGAGCUUUACUCCUGUAUUAGUUGGUACUGCUUUGAGAAAUAAAGGUGUUCAACCAUUAUUAGAUGCUGUCAUAGAUUACUUACCGCAUCCAGGAGAAGUUGUUAAUUAUGCAUUAAAACCAACUGAAGGACAAUCUGAACCUACAAAAGUUGUCCUCGACUCCGUUCGUAAUGGAAAUAAACCAUUUGUAGGAUUAGCCUUUAAAUUGGAACUUGGUAAAUUCGGACAAUUAACGUACUUCCGUUGUUAUCAAGGAAUGUUACAGAAAGGUGAAAGUAUUUACAACACUCGCAAUCAUAAAAAGGUCAGGAUAUCUCGAUUAGUACGUUUACAUUCAAGUCAAAUGGAGGAUGUUGAUUCAGUAUAUGCUGGAGAUAUUUUUGCGCUAUUUGGCAUUGACUGUGCAUCUGGUGACACAUUUACAAAUCAAGCAAAAUUAGAAAUAUCAAUGGAAUCAAUGCACGUUCCGGACCCUGUUAUUUCGAUGUCCAUUUCACCUAAGAAUCCAAAGGAUCGUGAUAAUUUUGCAAAAGGGAUAGCACGAUUUACUAAAGAAGAUCCAACAUUCCGUUUCUUUUGGGAUCCAGAUAAUAAAGAAAGUAUAGUUUCGGGUAUGGGAGAAUUACAUUUAGAAAUUUAUGCCCAGCGCUUGGAACGUGAAUAUAAUUGUCCGAUUACUCUUGGCAAACCAAAAGUUUCUUUCCGAGAAACGAUUGUAUCGCCAUGUGAAUAUGAUUAUCUUCAUAAGAGGCAAUCUGGAGGAGCGGGACAAUACGGAAGAGUUAUUGGAGUAGUUGAACCGUUACCUCCUGAUCAAAACACUCAAAUUGUGUUUCAAGAUGCAACCGUUGGUACAAAUGUUCCAAAACAAUUUGUUCCUGGAAUUGAAAAGGGAUUCAGAUUGAUGUGUGAGAAAGGUUCACUAACAGGACAUAAAGUUGCUGGCAUUAAAAUUAUACUGAAAGACGGUGCUCAUCAUAUAGUUGAUUCUUCGGAGUACGCUUUCCAAUUAGCAGGUCAAGGUGCGAUUCGACAAGUUUUUGAAAAUGGCGUUUGGCAACUUUUGGAACCCAUUAUGGCUGUUGAAAUUACGAUACCGAAUGAAUUUCAAGGCGUAAUUAUGGGUCAAAUAAGUAAACGUAAGGGUGUGAUUACUGGAACAGAGGGCAGUGAAGGGUGGGCAACUAUUUACGCCGAAGUACCUCUCAAUGAAAUGUUCGGCUAUUCUGGAGAGCUUAGAUCUUCAACUCAGGGUAAAGGUGAAUUUACGAUGGAGUACAGUCGCUACAGUCCAUGUUUACCUGAAAUUCAAGAUAAAUUAAUACGUGAGUAUCAAGAAUCAUUGUCACCGAACCAGCAGCAACAAAAGAAGAAAAAUUAG
Molecule: messenger RNA, 2247 nt
Organism: Cotesia congregata
Lineage: Eukaryota; Metazoa; Arthropoda; Insecta; Hymenoptera; Braconidae
Source: the annotation of a GenBank genome assembly